GAUAAAGAGCGCCGUCUCUCUCGCGGAGGGAGAUGCAAGAGAGAGUGAGAAAGAAACAGAGAAGAUAUAACACGAGGGACAGAGAGAUGGCGAAAGAACUCACGGGAAAGAUAGAAAGACGAAGAAAGAGAGGGAGAGAGAGAGAGCGCGAGAGACGAGCAGAGAGGAGGAGCGGGAGGAUCACGCGUGCGGUUCCUUCGGUUGUUAGGUCGUUGUUAUACAGGUUCUUAAAGGUCCCGUCGUCGCUCCGUCUCACUCUCGCGCGGCCGCGGUGCGCGCGCAAGCCUCGACCGGCGUCCGCCAGGCGCCGCUGGCGCUGUGGCCGGCCUCGGUCUGCGCGAGCGGGCCGCUCAGUCUAAUUUGAACCGUCGCGCGCGCCCGACGCGGGGCCACCGACGAUCUCUCUCCCUUCCUCCGGUCUCUCGCGACACGCGUGACACGCGAGGCGCCUCGUGUGUGUAUGCCGCGUGCGACACACGCGACCCGAUCACCCGCCGUCGUCGUCGACGAUCCCGCACGGAGGCCGCGCGCGCGACCAUCUCCGCGCGAGAGGAAGCGGUUUCUCGCGCGCGCGCGCGAGAGAGAGAGGGAACUAGGAGCAAAAAGAAGAGAGAAAGGAUCAAAGGGGGAGAGAGGGAGAGAAAAAGUUGCGGAAACAGAGCGUGGAGAAAGCGUGACAACGCGCGAGUGGCAACGUCUCCUAAUUACUCUCGUUCGUCCCUACCUUCGUACAUCUUAUUUGUGAAGCCUCCUUCCGCCUUCGUUAUCGCGAGGGUGGUCCGUUUCGUAAGGCGAAAAGCUGGUACGCGCGCGAGAGUGGUGAGAAUCGGGCCGAAAAGUGUAGUGCGCGAGCGAGCGUGCGGGCGGCCGACCGUACAGUCGAGAGAGGAGCGGUCGUCUCGUGGGUAUAUUUAAAUAGUGUCUCGGUUGGUCAGAGAGGAAGCCGACACUUUCUUCAUCUUCAUCGUCUUCGUCUUCGUCUUCGUCUUCAUAUUCUUGUUCCCGUUUUCGUUGUACUGAGAAUCUUCGUUUCAACGACCGUGUCACGCUCUCUCUCUCCCUCUCUCUCUCUCUCUUUCUCUCUCGCUCGCUUUUCCCGUUUCGGAAUUAUACGCAAUAUCGCGCGAAGGGUUGACUAGACGAUCGCGGACGAUUUUGCAAGACUCAAUGUUGCUGACGGAUCGGAAGGGAUCGACGUUCCUGACGGUCGCGGGUGUUCCCUGCUGCGAGGUCGAUCAGUUCCUUCGUCUGCCUGCGAACGCGAACGAACACGUGGACUAGAGAGAGAGGACUACUCAUCAUCAUUCGGCCGGUUCGUCGACAACUAUCAAGAAGCAGAAGAGAAUCUCCGUCUGACGGAACUCGCGCGGUGAACGCAGUCGACGCGGCCCCCCCGGUUCAAGUCGGAUCGAGAAUGGUCGUGCCGAUCGCGAAUCAUAAUGAUUACGACUUAUGAGAGAUCGAUGUUGGUUGUCGCGUCCGCGAUCGUCGCAGCCGCCGGUCGGGAUCAUCUGCGAUAAUACGACACCGCUCCAAAGAGGAGAGAAGGAAGAGAGAAGCGGCCGCAUGGUGCGGCUCGCCACGGCUGCUCCCGCCGGCUUUGAGGAUGAGGAGAAUGGUAUUGCGUAGAAUGAAGAGGAAUAUGGAAGAAACCCCGACGUUCCACUACCGGUGGUACAACACCUCGUGAGGAGCCUGAAUCCGGGAAGGAGAAGCUAACGACCACCGAUUUAGCCAUUUGGCGAGCGGGCCGAGACCGUGAAUCAGGUCACCGUAGGUGACUAGUCGCGAGGGGGGGGAAGCAACGAGGAAGAUUGAGGAACAGGACUCGGUUAACAUAGGAUCUCGCCGGAGUACUCGCGGCAGCGAAAGGGGACACGCUCCCCGAGUACGAGGAGGAGGAGGAGGAGGAGGAGGGGGCGAGAAGCAGCGCGUGCCUCUGUGCGAGUCGGGGUGACCGAGGUGUCGACCUCACCCCCGAUCACACCGCCAACCAGGUUGGAUGAUGUGGGCGCCUCUGCUUUUGGCCGGGUUCUUAAGCGGCUGGUGGGGCGCACUGGCGCUCGCUGCGGCACCCCCCGCCAUUCGGGACACCCUUGGGAAAACGUCCGGGGCGACGACGGGCAUCACCGAGGCGAGGUAUUAUCGUCCGCUGUCGAUAAGCGUACGGGUGGACGAGGAGGUCAAAGUUGGCCAAGUCACGGGGCACCGGUCGCAAGAGAUUCUCGGCUACCCGGAACACUCGUCGUCCAAAGUUCGUCCUGCUCGUCGCGACCUCGACGAGGUCUCGCCCGUUGAUUGGAGCCUGGUGAAUCUCAGAGAAGACGCCUUCAGAAAUGGAGAACGAUCUACGAGGAACGACGUGCGACAGAUCUCGUAUUACUUCGCGACACGUGGCGCAACGUCGCCCGAGGUGGGUCCUGGAGCUCAGCGGAGCUCGGGAUCCGCGCCGAAUCCCGAGCGAUCGGAAGCGGACCUCGCGAACGACGUGCUCUCCGCCGUCGAGACGCCGUCGGAAACGCGCGUACGCGCCUUUCAUCCAGAGGUAAACGAGUCCGAUCUGACUCGUGCGCCCCGUCACUCCUCGACGCACGCACCCCUUGCGUAUCCACCGACGGAGUCGUCGAUGCAGCGGCCGCGAGUCGCCAGAUCGGCGAAGCAACGACCAAAGAACCGCACCAGGGCGGACUCGCCGCGCGAACAGCGGCGCCGUUGCAGGAACAAGGACAGGGGCUGCCGCGGUCAGAAUUGGUGUCCCGAUGUUGACGUGGGCAAUCGGGCCUACCUGGCGCCCACCGUGUUCGAGGGCAAGGCUCGCAGUAUGUCCUCGCGGAGGAAGCCCGGCCUGAACUACGCGGUGACCUUCGAGGUGAAGCAGGUAUACAAGAGCCAGCCGGGCUUCCAGCCGCUGCAGAAGAACGACAGCGUGCGGCUGCACUUCCGCGACAAAUUGGUGCCUGGCAAGUCGACCGUGUGCAACGGCCACGAUGCUGGCAACAAGCAGCAGCAACAGCAGCGCGAUAAUCCGAGUGGUGUGGUGCGAGCCAAUAUUAAAAGGGGCAAAGUGUAUCUAGUGUUUGUGAAUCGCGUGGGACCCAGGAACUUCACGAUCCUCGGCGAGCCGGUGAUUCGAAACAAGAAGAACGAACAGGUCGUCCAAGCUGUCGUUCGACCGGAUUACGUGCGAGAAGUUACGUUGUCCGAACUCAGGGACUCGAUAGCGAGGUUACGGGAGAAAGUGAAGCUAGUAUGCAGGACGAGGGGCUCGCCGCCCCCAAGAGUGCACUGGCUGAAGGACGGUGUACCGCUGCACCCCCGAAGAGGCCUCAGGAUUCAGCACAAACGGCGGAGAUCGAAAGUCGUGAUAUCCUCCGCGAAGCCUGAGGACAGUGGCAGAUACGAAUGCGUGGCUGAGAGUACUUCCGGUCAUCGGGCCUCACUUGCGGCCAAACUUCUAGUCGAUCAUGAUACCAGAAUUCCGGAAACAACGACAGCGGCGUGGCCGCGGCAGGAGCAGCCCUGUCCAAUAGCAGGAGACUUUUGCAUGAACGGUGGUACCUGCCUAUUUUUCGAGACUGUCGGUGAACCGGCAUGCAAAUGCGCGGAGGGCUUCACGGGUCUGCGGUGCGAGACGAAGGACGUCAGCAGCACCGGAAAUAUGGAUAAGUUUUCUUCGUUCGCCGAAGACGUGACGCUCGCCCGCUUCUAGCGCAUCUAGCGGCACUGUCAAGCUUGCACAUCGGGACAUUCAUCGUGUUUUGUUUUGUUGUAGCCUCACCCAUCCGCCCGCCCCUCGCUCCCUAUUCCCAUACAGAUUCCAGCAUCCGCGACUUCGCCCCCCAUGCUCUUCUCGGGCUCUCCUCCUGGAGCGCGCUCUCCCGCGCUUCCACCCUUCAUCAUAUUACUAUCAUCCACCGAUUCGCGUAAUCGCCUCGAGCACUCGACGCUGCUCGCCCACCGACAUUUUUUUCCAAUUUCGCUCACCCGAACCGUCUUCCUUCUAUCCAUCAUUCUUCUAUUUUAUCUUCUUUCUCUACCGUUUCGUCCACUGUCCACCGUCAUCCUCUCGACAUCGAUUUGCUUCGAGACGACGACGACGGCAGCAACCAGCGGAAAAUAUCAUCGUUUUUCAAAGGAGAGCCUCAGGAGACGAAGCGAGCCGCCGACCAACGUCAUCCUCACACACACCGCAUCCUGGACCGUCGUGAGUCGAAAUUUCGCCAGCUAACCCCCGCGCAAGCCGUCGCGCUGAGCCGUCGCGCUGAGCGUACCUUUUCGCAAGACAAAAAGAACCGUAGGAGGUGUGGCGGAAAGUUUUAACUCUGUGUCCGGCGCUCUUCCUGGACUUCGCGACAAAGACUAUCGCAUCGAGUACUCGCACGUUGCCCAGAGGAAACCAACCCCUUCCACAGACGGGAUUAAAAAACUUUCAACGACGCACCUUGCCACCUCAUCUGCAAGAAAACUUCGUUCCUCCGUUCGACGGGAAGAAAUCAUGAGACACGAUAACCGCGCAAAUGAACAUAGAAGAGAGUAUAUUACGAACUCGCUUACUAUUUAUAAUCCAUUCCACUCUGGUUGUUUCCGCGGAGACAUUAUGAUAGUUAGCUUCUUAUGAAUCGUACAUACUCAUUGAUUAAAGAUACAUUUCUAAUUUUAUAUCAAUGAUAUUCCAAGAUAAUUAUUGAAAGUUACCAUCAAAUAUGUAUUUUCUAUUACAUUAGUCUUCUCGGUCAUCAAAUACGUUAUUAGUAACAUUCCAAUACAUUUAACGACUUCGAAUAUUCUUUUCUAUAAGCAUAUAUUUUAGCUUAGAUAUUUCUUAGUAAUUAUCCAAGUAGCAUAUGUUGAUUCAUAUGCAUUACAUUUUAUAUACGUUUCCUAAACGUAUCUAAUGUUUUAUAAUCGCGCGUUUGGAAAACGUAUGUAAAAUUAAUCGUGUUGCUACAUGAUUUUAAAAAAAUUAAUAAGACAGUGAUUUUCAACUUUAGAAAAAAAAAGAUGGUAACAAUACACAAGCAAGUUCGCAAACUUCUUUGCUACUCUCUUCGCUGAAUAAUGCAUCUUAUUCGGUGGUAUAACCGAAUCGAUUUAAACGUCGAAAUAUCGAGGAACGAAAGUGUCCUUCUGAUUUCUGGUAGGACAGAAGGAGAACAGUGUCAAAGGUUCUCGUAACGCUCGUUUCUGCCUGGGUUUGUGAGAGGAGAACGAAAUAAGAGAGGAAAGCCGUCGUAAAACCAUACCAUAGGGCACGCUCAGAUCGACGUAGUACGACGGGGAUAUGUCGUGAUAUCAUUUUACGGGAUUGCAGGAAGAGGGACUCGUGAGGAUGAUCCCGAGUAGCGUAAUAGGAUUUUCGGGAUCAGAGCUUUACGCAGGAAGGAUUGCGGUAUCUUUCGGGCACCAAAUAACGCAUAACGCGAAAUUUCCAGCUUUCAGGAUGUAGCUUCAAUUAGGAAAAUGUCCUAUGAUUACGUAAGCCAUUUCAGCGAGAUUUUAACUAUGACCUGACUUGGUUGAUAAACGCAAAACAAAAUAACUAAUCUCAUACUGUUAAUUAUCAUGUCGUUCGCAUAAAGAUAAACUGAGAUUUAAAUAAACGUUCGAUAUCUUUAAUUCAAAUGAAUCAUGCUUUUAUUCUUUUUAUUAUUUUUAUCUUGCGUCUUGUAAUAUUUUUCUUAAAAUUGUUUUCAUUUUUUUCUGUUAUAUUAAAUUUUUAGUUCAAAACGUUAAUGUCAAAUUUUUUAAAUUUAUAUGAGUAACGUUAUAUACACUUUCUCCAACACUUACUAUUUAAUUUAUAAACAGUACUUUCUCUGCGAACUUCGAUUACAGUUUGUAUAAUUUAUACGGAAAAAUACUGAAGUGUUUGUUACAUAACAACGAACGUUCUUUCAUUAUUUCUGUCACAUAUUUUCUUCUCAUUUUAAUUAUUUAAAAUUUUUAAUUAUGUUUCAACAUUUUGAUUACAUUUUAAUCUCUCAAUAAUCUCUUUUAAUUUAUCUUUCUUAGCUGCGCUGCGUUAAUUUUGGGAUUUAAAUAUAGCAAAUUGAGUCUUUGAAAGUAAAUACUAAAAUCGCGAAGAUAUUAAGGUUCCUGGCUCAUAAAAGUACCAGAACGACCAGUCGAAAAAUUUGUAUACAGCCCGGAAGAUAUACGUCGCAAACCGUUUUGUAUGCUAAGAGAGGACCUACCCAACCGCAAAAAGACGCUCUGCGACUCCCGAAGAGAUUUCGCCGAAAAGAAAUCCAGCCUCAACGAUGCGUUCAGGGCGCUCCUAUUGUACAAAGAAAUCCCUCGUACCCUCUUUUUAGGCGUCCAGCGCAAUGCGUCGACUCUCAAACGAUCGAAACACCGAGGGGGACUCCAUUCGUCGAUUCAUCUUUUCCGUUUUCCGCUCGCGGAAAGAACGCCGGAAGUCGAGUAACGAAAGAUGACGACGACGACAAAACUAUACGAGAACGUCGUUUCUACUGCGUUUUCCGAUCUCAACGCAAUUACGUCGUUACUAUUCGACGAUGAAAUCAGAUGUACUUUAAUUAACGAAGCUCGUAAUUAACGUUGGUACAAGAGUAACUUCCGCGGUCAAAGAAAACAAUUGUGUUUUCUUUAUACCGCAGCAAAUCGUAAUAGAAAAUAAGAAAGGAGUAAAAAUAAAAAUGUCAUUUUGAAUUACGAUAAUUAUGACUUCAUACAUUAAUUAUGACUCAUAUUGUUUAACUUUGUAGAUAAACGUGGUGUAUUAUUAAAUUAAUGCAAAAAACCUAAUUGGAUAUUUAAAAAAUCUUAAUUUAUAAAUCUGAAAUCCCUUUUUAAAUUCUCUGAUGGUUUCUUUUUAUAAAAACUUAUCAAAUAAAAUACAUUCCUUCCAUAUAAAUGAAUUAACAUUCUUAAUUCCCACUUUCAACGAUCAAUUUAUUAUUAUAACACAAUCCAAUUUACUUCGUUUUUAUUAUUUAAAAGUUAUCAAUGUAUGUAAACUGUUCCGAAACUUUAUUAAACGUUUCGAUAUUUCGGGAAAAAUUUAGGAAGACAUUUUCCAUAAAGCCAAAAUCUAUUUGCUGACGAUAGUCGGCUAGUAUCGAGAAGGGAGGAAGUCUCGCAUUUCCGUCGACGAGAGUGGACGCACGCGCUUACUUUUUAUAUUUUAGGGACACAGUUACGUAUAGAUAGUUUUGUGGGCGAACAAGCGAGCAGAGUGUUCCGAGCCGUUCUCACGCGAUGAGAAGCGGAAAGUACUUUACGACUCUAGCUAUGUAAACCAAAAAAAUAAAAAAUGAAAGACUCUCGAGCGAAAAGAGAGAGAGAUCGUCGUAGCGUAUGAUGUCCGUGCAAGCUUACUAGUGCCGCCGUGCUUUUUCGUUGAAAUCCGUUUCGUCGCUCGUACCUAUCGAACGAUUUGUAUGAAAGUCAUCGUGAGUCAUCGCGAGACCCGCCGUAACGAUCGGUAUUUCGCGACAUCGACGAGCGAGUUACGACAGUGAACAAAGGCUGAUAUUGAACUCUCAUAAAAAAAAGAUGCUAUUUCUAUAUAACUCUAAAUAAUUUUACAAAAAUGAUAAAUCGUUAUAUCAUAUAUCAAUUAUACAAUUAUAUAAAAUAACGUUAAAUUCUUUGAAAUGUUCUAUCUUCGCACAUUUUUAAAACAAAAUAUGAUGAAGAGACGUAAAAAAAUUUUUUUGGAAGAAAUACGUUCCUUCCUUAAUUAGCUAAAAUAAUGAUUAUGUAUAUGUUAAUAAAUAUACUGUUUUAAUUAAUUCGUCAACAUUUAUCGACAUGGCCUCAAUUAAAAUUUUUCGACUCGCUUAACAUCGUGACUCGACUCGAAUGCGCAGCUACCGAGAUGAGACGGCGAGUCCGCGAAUAGUGAACAAAAGAAAGAGUGUAUUUUAUGAUAUUUUACGCAUAAAAAAAAAAUGAAGAGGAACGAUCGUAAAUCGAAAUAUAGCGUUAGUUCAAGGUAAACUUAAGUAAGUAGAGGUGUAUAAAUAAAAUGACAAUUCGAGGCGUGCCGUGUUUUGCGCACGCCUCCUCGCGCGGCGACAACGCCGCGUCGCGAAAUGAACGCGAUUUUACACAUGUAAGGAGAAUCAAUUCUCGGUCCACGAGAAGUGGAUGGGACCGCGAAACGGUGAUUGUGCGCACGUUACGUCCGUCACGUCGCCGAUUAAUUAAUUAACGACGGGACGUUUACCUUUUAUUGUAGCCGGUAUUAGUAACUUCACCGAUGGCGCUUGCGAUUCCUGUAUCCUCUCAAUCGUCGCACGGGCGACGCUCGAUCGCUGAUAACGAUAAUCGUAAAAAGAAAUCUCCGCAAAUCGCAUUCGCGAUUGUAACGGAGACCCCGCAAUGCGAUCGAACGUCGCACGUUCGAUGACGCCCUUUCGCAAAUCUCAAUUAUCGCGAAAUCACCGUUUCGCGAGAACGAUGCCCAAUCACUGGUAUACUAAGCGCUACUGUAAAAUAUUGUAUAUUAUUUCGCGUUGUUUAUUUUUCAAUGUUUUUACUAGAGACGCGUUUCUACGGUAUUUAUGAGGAAUUACCGCAUAAUGUUACUGAAAACGCGGUCCGCGCUGCUCCGCUACACCGUACAGAUUGCGACAAGAGAAGCUGUUUGCCAUUAAGAAUUACAAAUAAUAUAAUAUAAAAAAAGAUGUAAAAGAAUUAAAAAAUUCUUGACAAAUUUAUCGUCGUGCGAUUGUUAUAUGAAAAUAAAUAUUAUUAGCGCUAAAUCAAAAUUACAUUUCGAUAAUUAAUUUUGACAAUUAUUGUCAUCACAAUAAAACUUGAAGACCUUUAGUCAAUUUUUUAAUUCUAAAUUUGAAAUCAAUUUUAAUUAGCGUCACACACAUAGUUUUGCGUACAAAAAAAAUUUAUAAUUUGCACGUAAUUAGCAAUGUAAAAAAGAAUGGUUUCUUUAUGCUCAACCUUUUUCCAACCAGCUUUUCUAAUGAUAAUUUCUGUUUUUCUAAUUUACGUCGCAAGAGAACUUUAAAUAAUUCACGACCCAGCGAACUCCAUUACCAUCAUUGUCCGUUCUCUUACGGUGUUGCAAGCCAGCGAGAUAAACACGUUUGUAAAACUGCAGCGUAUCUCCAGCAGCUUUCGCAGUGUGUGAGCUAAAAAAAACGAAUGCAGAGCAAAACUAGUCUAGGACACAUUUAAAGAGCGUAUGGCUUGGGUGCGGAGAAUUAUUACGAAUGUAAUGUCCGUCUUUGAUGUAAAUAACGUGCUUUUGAAGAGAAACGAAAUAUUUCGAGUAGAAAAUCUUACAAACAUUUAAUUAUACGCGAUCACAUUCGCAAAACAGCGCAACAUUGAGAUCAACAUUUGCAAAAUGUGGAGAAUUCCGCGAAUACUGUUCGAAUUUUCCUAUAGUUUUAUCGAAUGUCAUCAAGUUGGUUAAAAAUGAAAAAAAUUAAAAAAAAAUUUAAAAACAGUCAUUAGUUACCGCGGAAUGUUAUUGUAAUUGCUAAAAUUGACAAAUCGCGAAAAUGUUCAUUGACGUUUCGGAAAAUUUCUGAAAAACUCGUGUUAAUGUAAUCUAUUAUAUAAAUGUAAUUCGCAUAAAUAGAAAAUAAUUGUAAAAAUGGGUCGUUGAAAUUUGAAAACGUUCUUAAACAUGCAACGAAGGUCCGAGAUAUUUUUUACAAUCUCGAAUGCUCGAAAGUGCUAUUUUCUCAAAAGUACCGUGUCUCAAAGACGAGCCAAGCGGACGAGAAUCGGACGUUUGCGUUCCGCGAUAGUCUUUAUAGCAAAAAAGAAAAGACUACGCACUAUUGAUAAUAUGGCUAAUUCUAGCAGCACGAAGUAUUAACGUUAAUAGCGAAAUUAUUAUAAGGGAGACGUAACGGCGAAUUACUAAUAAAGGUAUAGGUCGCCACCGAUGUUUCCCGAAACAACCUCCUUCGACGAAAUGCGCUCGAAACACAAUGGCAGGUAUAAAUGAAAGAAGCGAUACUCUUUUAUUCCUAUGAUUGGCUACUCUUUGAAAAAAGGCCACAUUUAUGAUGAGCGCCUAAUGAGCAGUACAUAAUAAAAAUGUUACGCUGUACUUUAAAGUAUUGAUUUUUUUUCUCUAUGUCAAAGAACGAAUUUCUCAUUUACUAUCUUUAAUUAUUAUGCGAAAUGAGAGACGAUUACAAAUGCAGAUUGAAAUGUAAGGUAUACAAGAAAAAAGAAAAUUAAAUAUCUCUGUAGUCGAAAUAAAUCGAAUUUUUCAAUCUAUUUCGACUACAAAGAUAUUUCAUAUAGAACUCUUCGUUUAAAUAUGAUUAGAUUAUCCUAAAAAAAUAUGGUAGAUAUUAAUCUGGAACGAUGGAAUAAAGAUACGUGAAAAGUAUUGUUAAAUAAGAGAAAAAGUAUUAUUAAAAAAAAGAUACAUUCACAAUUAGGAUAUUUACGAAAUUAAAGCAAUGCUUUUCAAACAUUCGUUAUAUUAAAAAUUCUUAAGACAAAUAACUAAUAACUUUUUGAAAUUUAUUUUAAGAAAUUUUAAUAACUUUUUAAAAUUUAUUUUGUUUUAAGAUUGAUUUCGAAAACUUAUUGUUACACAGAUAUGAAACCUUCAAAGCAUAUGCCAGUUAUUCGAAUAAAAGGCAAAAUUAUUUUCAUUCAUUUAGAUUUGUCAUCAAAUCGAGUGCCAAUUACCGGGCAUCGCGGACAAAUGAUAGUGUGUGUAAAGCACAAAAUAAUUUUCAUUGAAUUUCGUUAUUACCCAAGUGAGGCAGAUAAAAUAUGUUACACUCGGAAUUACGAGUGUGUUUGUAAAAUAUGAUUUAUCUAAGGAAGCCUGACGCUGAACUUUCGCUGAAUUUUUUCCCAAUUGCACAUGGAUUUCGUUUAGGAUGCUUCAAAGAUGAAGCACAACGCGAGGAAUCGUUAGGAAAUGAUUGAGACUAGUAUCAGCAUCGAGAUUUCAUGUGAGAGAAGCUUUACGCUGGAAGACGCUAGCAUUAGAUGAUUAUGAGGCGUCGGCAAGCGAAAAUAUUUUAUUCUAGUCGUAUCUCUCAUGCUUUGACAAGUAAGCAAAUGUAACUUUUGUGUUUAAAAUGUAACAGUCAAUUAUGUUUUAAUAAAAUCUGCCAAGAUUUU
This is a messenger RNA of Solenopsis invicta (red fire ant), 11094 nucleotides long. It is a transcript of the gene vn, whose product is annotated as protein vein. Gene Ontology annotation, cellular component: plasma membrane; axon. Gene Ontology annotation, biological process: axon guidance; homophilic cell-cell adhesion; dendrite self-avoidance. Lineage: Eukaryota; Metazoa; Arthropoda; Insecta; Hymenoptera; Formicidae. The record is from RefSeq and is a predicted model, not a curated record. The coding region runs from base 2003 to 3709 and encodes 568 amino acids. Gene Ontology annotation, molecular function: cell-cell adhesion mediator activity. The transcript is spliced from 9 exons.